This is a messenger RNA of Colius striatus (speckled mousebird), 7292 nucleotides long. It is a transcript of the gene PTPRZ1, whose product is annotated as protein tyrosine phosphatase receptor type Z1. The transcript has 30 exons. The record is from RefSeq and is a predicted model, not a curated record. Gene Ontology annotation, biological process: peptidyl-tyrosine dephosphorylation. Gene Ontology annotation, molecular function: protein binding; protein tyrosine phosphatase activity. Bases 53 to 7012 code for a protein of 2319 amino acids. Lineage: Eukaryota; Metazoa; Chordata; Aves; Coliiformes; Coliidae.
GGCUGGCGGACGGCAGGCAGGCGGACGGGAGGCGGCAAAGGACGAUUUGGACAUGCUCAUUCUAGGGCGCUUGGUUGCUUGCAUCCAGCUCAUUUGUAUCCUCAGAGUGGAUUUGGUGCACGGAUACUAUAGACAACAGCGGAAGUUGAUUGAAGAGAUUGAUUGGUCAUACACAGGAACUUUGAACCAAAAGAACUGGGGAAAGAAAUAUUCUGCCUGCAAUGGUGCCAAACAAUCUCCUAUUAAUAUAGAUGAAGGUCUUACCCAAGUAAAUGUAAAUCUGAAGAAACUUAAAUUCCAUGGAUGGGAAAAGGAAACCUUGGAAGAUACUUUCAUUCGCAACACUGGUAAAACAGUGGAAAUUAACCUGACAAAUGAUUAUUAUGUAAGUGGAGGUGGUUUAGACACCAUAUUCAAAGCAAGCAAGAUCACAUUUCACUGGGGUAAAUGCAAUGUGUCGUCAGAUGGAUCAGAACACAGUUUAGAAGGACAAAAAUUUCCUCUUGAGAUGCAAAUCUACUGCUAUGAUGCAGAUCAGUUUACAAAUUUUGAAGAUGCAAUUAAAGGAAAUGGAAAGUUAAGAGCUUUAUCAAUUUUGUUUGAGAUUGGACUAGAAAAUAAUCCGGAUUAUAAUUCGAUCAUUAAUGGAGUGGAUAGUGUUAGUCGUUUUGGAAAACAAGCUGCAUUAGAACCAUUUGUUUUGCUGAACCUUUUGCCGAACGCAACAGACAAAUAUUACACUUACAAUGGAUCUUUAUCAACGCCUCCCUGCUCUGAAACAGUUGAAUGGAUUGUGUUUAAAGACACCAUUAGUAUUUCUGAGGACCAGUUAGCAGUGUUUUGUGAAGUCCUUACAAUGCAGCAGUCUGGUUAUGUUAUGCUGAUGGAUUACCUGCAAAACAACUUUCGAGAGCAGCAAUAUAAGUUCUUUGGGCAAGUGUUUUCCUCUUACACUGGACAAGAGGAAAUUCAUGAAGCAGUUUGCAGUUCAGAACCUGAAAAUGUUCAAUCUGAUCCAAAGAAUUAUACUAGUCUUCUUGUUACAUGGGAAAGACCUCGGGUUGUAUAUGACACCACAAUUGAGCGAUUUGCUGUCUUUUAUCAACAGUUGGAUGGAGAAGACCAGACUAAGCAUGAGUUUCUGACAGACGGGUAUCAGGACUUGGGGGCUAUUCUAAAUAAUCUGCUGCCCAAUACAAGUUACGUUCUUCAAAUAGUUGCUGUUUGUUCUAAUGGUCUAUAUGGAAAAUACAGUGACGAAGUAAUUGUUGAUAUGCCUUUAGAGGACCCAGAGGCUGACCUCAUUCCUGAACUGAAUGAAACUGAAGAAUAUGAGGAUGAAGUUGAUGAAAAGGAAGCAGAAGUGGAUGAGGAAACUGCAGUGGUUCCUGGCACUGACAGUACAGUAAACCAAAUGAGGAAAAAUUUCCAGGUGACUACGUCCAGCUACACUCAAGAAAAAAUGGGGACAAAGCCCAGUGAAGCUAAAACAAAUAGAUACUUAACAAGAGAAGAAGAAUUACAUGGCAAGGAUGAUGUUUUCAAAGCAGUUUAUUACCCUACUUCCACACCUGUUAGUGAAAUAUCCGAAGAAGAUGCAUUUUUGGAACACAGAACAAUUACUGGAGUUCCUCCUCAACUCAUUGACUCUACCAAAGGCAUAGAAGAAGAAUACAUAUACCUUUCUUCAGGCACCGAACCAACAAGAAUAACCACUACUGGCCAUAGUGAUGAAGAUUUCUUAUUGUCUCCUUUUAAACCUCAUCAGGAAUCUGAUAACUUUUGGAGUUCAGUUCUUGCCACUUCUUCAGCACAGCCAAUUACAGAGGAGACCUCCCAAGAAGACACCCUUCCUUCGGGAAGCCCAGAUAUAAGCAUGCAUGAUGUUCUUUCGCAAGGCUCCAUUAAGUAUGUUUCAGAAGGUGUAGCACCCUCAAGCUCUGACAAGCCUCCAAAGCAUACUUCUUCCACUGAUGGAAACGUAUGGUUUCGUAACGCUACAGAUCUGACAACUCAGUCUGUUGAUGCAUCGGAUAGCAGGCAAUUGUCUCAGACCAGUUACACUCAUGCUUACGUAGAGGGAUUAAAGCCAGCUACAGUGCCCUAUUCCAGCAGCCCAGUGGUUUCACAAGACGCUUCAGAUGCGGAUUUAGAAUUGUCACAUUAUUCUACCUUUGCUUUCUCCUCUGCUGAAUUAUCACCUCACUCUGUCUCUUCAAGCUCUGGAGAAUAUGGUUCUGCUUCUGCUGCCAGUGAGGUACUCUCUCAGACAACUCAACCAGUCUAUAAUGGUGAGAUACCUCUUCAACCUUCCUACAGUAGUGAAGUGUUUCCUCUAGUCACCCCUUUAUUGUUUGACUCUCAGAUGCUCGACACUACCCCUGCUACAUCAGAUAGUGAUGUGACCUUGCAUGCUACACCUGUAUUUCCCAGUGUUGAUGUGUCAUUUGAACCCACCCUGUCUUCCUAUGAUGAUGUACCUUUGCUUACAUUUUCCUCUGCUUCCUCCAGUAGUAAAAUGUUUCACCGUUUGUAUACAGUUUCUCAAAUGUUUCCACAAAGCGCUACUCCAGCUGUUGCAAGUGAUAAGGUGUCCCUGCAUGCUUCUUUGACAUUGGCAGAGGGUGAUACAUUAAUACAACCAAGCCUUGCUCAAUAUGCUGAUGUGGUGUCGCAUCAGACUACUCAUGCUGCUUCAGAGACACUGAUAUUUGGUCAUAAUAGAACUCGCAUAUUUUCCCAAGUUGAACCAUCCAGCAGUGAUUUAAAUAUGCAUGUAUUAUCUACAAUGUCUGAACUUCCUUAUGCUUUGUCUAGUAAUGUGGGCUCCCUCCAAAGCUUUACUGUUUCCUAUGACUCCGCAGAAUUUGUGCAUGAUUCUGUUGACGUAUUUCGUCAGGAUCCUUUAUUUAGCAGCUAUAACAAUGUACUGGUGCAUAAACCUUCUUCUGUAAUGUCACAAGCUGAUACUUUGCUGCAGCCUACACGCUCUCUGUCUAGUGAUAUGGAUUGGUCUGAAGCGUACUCUGGUAGUGAGUCCCUUUUGCCUGAUACAGAUACUUUGACGGUACUUAACGUUUCUUCCUCUGAUUCUGUAGAUGAAAUUACGUAUGAAUCAUCUGGGUUUAGUGAUGUUAAUAAGAUGCUUCAAAAAGGUGAUGUUAUAUAUGGAGAUGAGAGAGAACUGCAAAUUUCCUCUUUAAGUGAAAUGGCUUCCAAUGCUGAAAGUAAAGCGAUACCUGAACUUUCUACAUCUGUUUCUGAUAAUGAUGUAAUUAAGCAGAAUACGUCUCUGCAAGAAAGCCCACUUCCUGUUUCUAGCACAAAGGGAAUCCUUCCAGUCUCUCUUGCUUUUUCCACUACUAAGAUAUUUGAUCACGAGAUUAGUAAACUUACAGAAAAUCACCUUUCCGUUCAGCCUUUGCAUGUUACAACUCCAGCCUUUGAUGACACUUUGCUUAAAUCUAUGCUUAGUGCAAGCUCAGAUCAAGCUCUCCCUGCCCCUGCUUAUAGCAAAAUGCUGUCCUCGACUCAGCCAUACUUUUAUGAGACCUCAGCUACAUUAAAUAACGAAGCAUUACUUCAGUCCUCCUUCCAGUCUUCUGGCGAUGGCACUCUGCUUAACACGGCUGUAGUCGUGCCUAGUGAUCCAGUAUUGGCUGAAAGCUCCAGGGUUCACAAAGAUAGUUCUACAUUUGACCAAAUAUUGCAUCAAAUGGCGCCAGGUUCUGCUACAACUGAAACCGUGCUGCAUUCUACAUCUGCACCUUCCGUUGCUGAUAUGUUGCCAAACACUUUUAGUAAGCCCACGACGUCACUUCAAGGUUUAUCUGUCUCUUAUGCAAGUGAGGAAUAUGUUUCAUCCAGUUUGUUUAACAGUGAAGAUGUUGAGCAGGUUAUGCCUUCAUUGUACAGUAGCGAUGUUUCGUUCCAGCUGACCAGUUUAGAAAAUACAGAUGCCUUUUCCCCUCAAUCGGUGAAUGCCGUAACAACUCCCUCCCUAACAGGUGAUACACCACUACAUGUAGCUACUCCCACAAACAGUCAUAUCUCUUCAACUGUUUUUGAAAGAAGUGAGGCUGCCAGUGUCUCGUCAAGUUCUACACUUGGUUUUGAUCCUGUUUAUAUGCCUGCAGUUGUUUCUGAUUCUGAUGAGUCCAUUCAUCACACUCUUCCUUCACCAAAUGUACAUAUUUCUGUUACGGCUGUUCCUUCCAAAAGUGAGACCCCUGUAACCUUGAGUAGGUUGCUGGUUCCUCCUAGAGAAUCCUCUGGGUUGUCUCCCAGUGUCAUGUCCAGUACCGAUUUGUGGCCUUCUGUAGUUGAGGAUGACUAUGAUGAAUAUGACGAUGGCUUCCCUGUAAGUAACUGUAUCUCAUGCGCUUCCUAUAGAGAAGCUCAGGAUAUAGUAGUAGAGGAACAAAACACAAAGGUAAACAAUAACAAGGAUCAGAGUAACCUAAUUAUAAGCUCACAUUCUGAGAAACCAGAUGAAGAAGAGAAAAUUUCGACUUCUGCAUCAGACAGGGAGAUAAACUAUGCCACGGACAGACGUAAUUAUACAUCCGUAUCGGCUUUGGCAGCGAGCGUGAUACCCAAGGAGCACAACGACCCGGCAGUUUUGGAGAGCCACGUUCAGACUGCUAGCAUCCCAUUGCAAAACACAUCAGAGGCUAAGUCUUGGGCGGUUUUUACAAGUGACGAAGAAAGUGGUUCUGGCCAAAGUACCUCAGAUAGCCUUAAUGAUAAUGAAACUUCAACAGAUUUCAGUUUUCCUGACCUUAAUGAAAGAGACACUGAAGGGGCAGUUGAAGCAGGUAACUCAGAAUUAACUCCUGGAUCAUCACAGUCAUCAGCCUCAUCCGUUACUAGCGAUGACUCAUCAGUAUUCAACAUCUCUGAGGCAGAGGCAAGUAAUAGUAGCCAUGAGUCUCGUAUCGGUCUAGCUGAGAGUCUGGAAUCAGAGAAGAAGACAGUUAUACCACUUGUGGUCGUAUCAGCCCUGACUUUUAUCUGUCUAGUGAUUCUUGUGGGUAUUCUCAUAUACUGGAGGAAAUGUUUCCAGACUGCUCACUUUUAUUUAGAAGAUAAUACAUCACCUCGAGUGAUUUCUGCUCCCCCAGCUCCAAUCUUCCCAGUCUCAGAUGAUGUUGGAGCAAUUCCAAUAAAGCAUUUUCCAAAACAUGUUGCAGAUUUACAUGCAAGUAAUGGUUUUUCUGAAGAAUUUGAGACACUGAAAGAGUUUUAUCAGGAAAUACAGAGCUGUACUGUAGAUCUAGGUAUUACAUCAGACAGCUCUAAUCACCCGGACAACAAGAAUAAGAAUCGAUACAUAAACAUUGUUGCUUAUGAUCAUACUAGGGUCAAAUUAGCACAGCUUGCAGAAAAGGAUGGAAAACUGACUGAUUACAUUAAUGCCAACUACGUUGAUGGCUACAACAAGCCAAAAGCCUACAUUGCAGCUCAAGGGCCACUAAAAUCAACAGCGGAAGAUUUCUGGAGAAUGAUAUGGGAACAUAACAUAGAAGUUAUUGUGAUGAUAACUAAUCUCGUUGAGAAAGGAAGGAGAAAAUGUGAUCAGUACUGGCCAGCUGAAGGCAGUGAAGAGUAUGGGAACUUCCUGGUUACUCAGAAGAGCGUUCAUGUACUUGCUUAUUACACUGUGAGGAAUUUUACUCUUAGAAACACCAAGAUCAAAAAGGGUUCCCAGAAAGGGCGGUCGAGUGGGCGCGUAGUGACUCAGUACCAUUACACCCAGUGGCCCGACAUGGGCGUCCCGGAGUACACACUGCCUGUGCUCACCUUCGUGCGGAAGGCCUCGCACGCCAAGCGCCACGCGGUUGGCCCCGUGGUUGUGCACUGCAGUGCUGGUGUUGGAAGGACAGGCACAUACAUAGUGUUAGACAGCAUGCUGCAGCAAAUUCAGCAUGAGGGGACAGUCAACAUAUUUGGAUUCUUAAAACACAUACGUACCCAAAGGAACUUCUUGGUGCAGACUGAGGAGCAAUACAUCUUCAUUCACGAUGCGUUGGUUGAAGCCAUACUCAGUAAAGAAACAGAAGUCCUCGAGACUCACAUUCAUGCCUAUGUUAAUGCUCUCUUGAUACCUGGACCAUCAGGAAAGACCAGACUGGAGAAACAAUUCAAGUUACUGAGCCAGUCUAACACACAGCAGUGUGAUUAUUCAACUGCACUCAAACAGUGCAAUAGAGAAAAGAACCGAACUUCAUCCAUCAUUCCUGUGGAAAGAUCUAGAGUGGGUAUCUCAUCAUUGUCUGGUGAAGGGACAGACUACAUCAAUGCUUCCUAUAUUAUGGGUUAUUAUCAAAGUAAUGAAUUCAUUAUUACCCAGCAUCCUUUACUACACACUAUCAAGGAUUUUUGGAGAAUGAUAUGGGACCAUAAUGCCCAGCUAAUAGUCAUGCUUCCUGAAAGCCAGAAUAUGGCUGAAGACGAAUUUGUAUACUGGCCAAACAAAGACGAGCCUAUAAACUGUGAGAGUUUCAAAGUUACUAUGAUUGCUGAAGAACACAAGUGUCUGUCUAAUGAGGAGAAGCUGAUAAUCCAAGACUUUAUUUUAGAAGCCACACAGGAUGACUAUGUCCUUGAAGUGAGACAUUUUCAGUGCCCAAAAUGGCCAAAUCCUGACAGUCCUAUUAGUAAAACUUUUGAACUGAUCAGCAUCAUCAAGGAGGAAACUUCCAACCGUGAUGGACCCAUGAUUGUACAUGACGAGCAUGGAGGGGUGACAGCAGGCACUUUCUGUGCAUUGACAACACUGAUGCAUCAACUGGAAAAUGAGAACUCCGUGGAUGUUUACCAAGUAGCGAAGAUGAUAAAUUUGAUGAGGCCAGGAGUUUUUACAGACAUUGAGCAGUACCAGUUUCUGUACAAAGCCAUUCUCAGCCUCGUCAGCACAAGGCAAGAGGAAAAUCCUUCAGCAUCUAUGGACAGUAACGGCUCAGCUUUACCCGAUGGAAACGCAGCUGAAAGUUUAGAGUCUUUAGUUUAAGCACACACAUACCUACAUCACACCAGGCACACCUGGAGUUUACCAUUACUAUUUUCAGGUUUAUACUCUGUGGGAGGGGAAAUCUGUCCGGUCACUCUAUAAAUAGUCAGAUCCUAGCCAUUGCUCAAGCAAUGGGUCGGUCAGUCAUCUCUGUUACAUAUGACCUUACUGUGGAACUUCUAUCAUUAACAAUGUGUGCCUUUUCUUGAAAGAUUUCUUGUAAUACAUUGUUACGUCUGGACUAACUUGAUUCACUUUUGCAGUGUUUCUAAGAAUUGAA